AUGUGCGGUGAUAGACCGGAGCUUGAGGUCGACUCCUUGGAGAGCGACUCGGCCUACGGUGGUGAUAUGCUGAGCUAUGCCACAUCAAUUAGCAGCAGCGUCAAGCACUAUCGCAGCGAGUAUGGCCGCCGUUUUCAUGCGUACAAGGAUGGGUCAUAUAACUUUCCGAACGACGAAAAAGAGCAGGACCGGUUGGACAUGGUUCACCACCUGAACACGCUCGCGCUAGGCGGAAAGCUCCAUCUCUGCCCGUUGCCAAAGGCGCCGCAGCGUGUGCUCGACAUCGGAACAGGCACCGGGAUCUGGGCGAUUGAAGCGGGAGACACGUGGCCGUCGGCGGCGGUUUUCGGCAACGACCUCUCCCCGAUCCAGCCGCAAUGGCUGCCUCCGAAUGUGACGUUCGAGGUCGACGACGUCGAGGCGGAAUGGCCGGACCGGCCCAAGUUUGACUUUAUCCACUCGCGAUACAUGGCGGGCUCGUUGGGGGACUGGCCGCGAUUGAUGGGGCGCUGCUUCGAGAACCUGGAGCCGGGUGGAUGGGUCGAGUUUCAAGACUACGAAUACCGGUACUACUCGGACGACGGAAGCCUUCCCGAGGACAGCCGGCUGAAGAAGAUGAGCGAACUGAUGGUGGAGGGCUGCUCCAAGAUUGGCCGCGAUGUGUCGCCCGGCCCGUCGUUGCUGAAGUGGGUCAAGGACGCUGGGUUUGUAAAUAUUGGGCACCAGGUGGUCAAGUUGCCAAUGGGAGCGUGGCCAAAGGACCCGGUGUUGAAGCAGAUGGGCUCGUUCAAUCUGGUACAGACGGUGGAGGGCUUGGAGGCGUACGAUCUUGCCAUCUUCACCCGCAUCCUCGGUUGGACCAAGGAGGAGGUGGAUGUCUUCAACGCAGAGGUCAGGAAGGAGCUUGGGAAGAAGGGAAUACACGCGCUGAUCGAUUUCUGGAUCGUGUGGGGGCAGAAGCCGGGGGCGUAG
This is a messenger RNA of Diplodia corticola, 972 nucleotides long. RefSeq names its product methyltransferase domain-containing protein. Gene Ontology annotation, molecular function: methyltransferase activity. The transcript has 4 exons. The record is from RefSeq and is a predicted model, not a curated record. The coding region runs from base 1 to 972 and encodes 323 amino acids. NCBI's taxonomy places the organism in Eukaryota, Fungi, Ascomycota, Dothideomycetes, Botryosphaeriales, Botryosphaeriaceae.